This is a messenger RNA of Paramacrobiotus metropolitanus, 2828 nucleotides long. Its product is annotated as mediator of RNA polymerase II transcription subunit 15-like. Lineage: Eukaryota; Metazoa; Tardigrada; Eutardigrada; Parachela; Macrobiotidae. The transcript is spliced from 10 exons. Gene Ontology annotation, biological process: regulation of DNA-templated transcription. Gene Ontology annotation, molecular function: transcription coregulator activity. The coding region runs from base 225 to 2378 and encodes 717 amino acids. The record is from RefSeq and is a predicted model, not a curated record.
GGCAGAACAUUGAGUAGGGUUUCAAUAUUUCUGAUCUUUUGACUUUUCUAACUGCUUUUAAUAAUAAUUUUGAAUCCUGUUUCGGAAAAGUUACUGCAUAAAUUCCAGAAGUCGGCAAACUUUGACUGAUAUCCUGUAUAAAUCCGUAUUCUUGGCUGUUCUUAUCGAGCGAAUGGACUGGUAAGCGUCAGAUUGCUGCCGCAGCGUGGAUGUGACUUGUGAGGAUGAAUCAAGGAAUGCCAAUGGACUGGAAGAGUCAGGAUUUUCGCAAGAAAUGCGUGGCGGAAAUGGAGAAAAUCCUGCACAAAACUCCUGGCACCAACAUCUCAGCAAGCGAACUGGAGAGCAGGAUCUUCCAGAAAGCUACCAGCAGGGAGGAAUACGUUAAUUAUGUCAAAGCAUGCCUGACCAAAGUUCCACUACAAAUGGCCAAUCGCGCCCAGCAUCAAACCGGCCAGCAACCAACCGGUCCAGGCAUGAGCGCACCCUCCCAGCAGCCGCAGUCCACCGGCCAGCCGCCCAUGUAUCCCGGAGGCGAGAUGCAGCAGCAGCAGCUCCCUCAAGCCCCCAACCAGCCGCCCAUGGGGAUGAUGCCGGGCCAGGGAGCGGCGCCGGGACAGAACUUCGGCAUGAUGCCGGGCUAUCCCAAUCAGCCGCCGUCCCAACAAGCGGGCCAGAUGGGACAGUUCGCUGGACAACCGCCCGCCGGCGCCGGCUAUCCCCAGCCGCAGCAUGUGGGCGGCGGCAUGAUGAUGAAUCCCGGGAUGCAGGGACAGCAGGGCCGGCCGAUGAUGAUGGCCAGCGGCGGAAUGGGCAUGCAGGGACAGCCGGGGAUGAUGCAGCGACAACCGAUGCAGCAGUUCCCGAGCGGCCAACCCGGCAUGAGAGGUCCCUAUCCCGAAGGCGUUCGCACAGCCGUCCCACAGAAUAUGACUCCGGAGCAGCAGCAGCAAAUGCGCCAGCAGCUACUCCAGCACCAGGAGCGUAUUCGCAUGGAACGGGCCAAUGCCGCCAUGCUCAUGAGGGACAAUCAAGGCAUGAUCAAUCAGAACAACCAGCCGUACAACGCUCCCGCCUACCCGGGAUCCAUGCAGCCCCGCAUGCCCAUGAUGCCCAACCAGCCGGCCGCGCCACCGUCCGCCGCGCAGCUGAACCAACAACCAUCGCUCUUAACCCAGCUGAUCAGUGCACCCAUUCCUCCGAACCCGCAGUUCCGUCCCAGUGGACCGGUGGGCCAGCCGCCCGGUCAAGGACAGCCAGGAAACAUCCCACAGCAACCGGAUGCGAGCGGAACGACAGCCAGACCGCCUUCUGUGGUGGCUCUGCCGCCCAAAUCAUCCCCGAUGGGCAUGACGGGCCCACCGUCCAAUCAGCCGGGCAUGGCACCGUCACCGGCCGGCGAAAUCAACCCGGACACGGUACCCAUCGGAUCGGAGCUGUACAAGAAAAAGCUGGAGGAAUUGCAAAAGUUUAAGGAUGUCAUACAACGGAUGCUGUUGAAAUUUCGCAACGAUCCAGAACGACACCAACAACUGGAACGACUCCGUGGUUUACAAACAACAAUUUACGAGAAGUUCGUUCCUUAUAACGUCCUGCUGAAAUGCGAAGGCAUCCUGAGAAACUUUAAUUGGGAGCGAAUGGGAUUAGGGGAAUCAUCGGCCGGAUCCCCGUUGGAGGAGAAGACGCCGGGCAGUCUGCCGGGAUUAACACCGUUAAUUGGCGCGGACACCGUGCCGGAUGCGCUAGUCCGGGUGGAACGGCCCUCUCUCAAGCCCGUUGCUGAGGUGUUAUCGCGAGUGCUAACGGAGCUCAAAGGCGAACAGUUCUCCGCUCUCUGUCAGGCUUGGCGUGCGCGUCUACCGGCGCAUCUGGAUGAUGGGGUUGUGUGGCGGCACGGUGACGCCGAACCGGAUGCCGAGAAGGAUCUGUCCGAUGCCGAUGAGGAGAUGGGUUUAUCAAUCGCCAGUGAGAGCGAACAGAUCGCCAAAUGGGCAGCGGAAAUUCCCGCGGCGCUGCAGCUGGAAGCCGGCUAUCUGCAGCGGGAUUUCGACAUCAUCCUGGAUGUGGAUAUGCACCCGGAUGGGGAGUUGAUCCGCGAUGCAAAGGUGCUAUAUCUCUGCUGCGGACUGAAGAACCAUGGAGCAGAGGCGGCGGUUGUCCCGCCCGUGGGUGUCGUGGUGCCCCUGGAUUAUCCCAAGACGCUCAUCGACUACCGGGAUAUGGAUGUGGCGGCGUAUGGGGAGUCGGCGUUCCUGAAAGAUGUCCGCGGUGUCAUGUGGGAAUGUUUCACGGGAUUGGGAGCGGGGAACGGGUGCAGUCUGGUUGACCUGAUGGAUGGAUGGAGGCAGAGUCUGGUGGCUGUGCAGAAUCGCAGUUGAUGGUUUAACGCUUGGCCGACGUACUGUCGGAAUGAUUUUAUUUGCUGAUAUACCCAAGUUAUCUUCAUGUUAAAAGGUGAAGCCUGGAGCGCAACAUAGUACGGCUUACGCGCUUCUUAGGGGAAAUUUAUUGUGAUAAUUUCCCUACCUGGUAGACACAGUAUAUUGUACUGUAUUAGCAAGUUUUGGUUUAGAAGGUGUUGUGGAAAUUAUUGUAGUUGAAUAUGCAUGUAGAUUACUACCAUUAAUCUGGAAAUUCCGAUGUACUGUACUCGUAUACAUGUCGACCUGUUGCCGCUGUUUGAAUUGAUUCUUGUUAGGCUCUUAAAAGACGAACUUAUGGCUUGUGUUUUGCCUUUACUGCAGCGGCUUUUCGGUCAUGGUGACCAUCCUUUCGGUGUAUUUAUUUUUAUUUUCGAAUCCCCACAAUUAAACCUGUCUCAUACUGUG